Messenger RNA from Parnassius mnemosyne (clouded apollo), 5754 nucleotides. The record is from the annotation of a GenBank genome assembly. Lineage: Eukaryota; Metazoa; Arthropoda; Insecta; Lepidoptera; Papilionidae.
AUGUUCAAUCACAAGUUACCGACUGACUUUCCAAUGCAAACCCUUCGUAAGAAAACCAGCCCUUGCAAAUACAAGAACGAGCCCGGCCGCUUCCUCGGCGAGGGCGUCUCUUUUCGAGCGAAGCUGAUCGGCGUGCUCGAAGUGCCAGAAGCUCGCGGCGAUAGGAUGUGCCAAGAGGCUCUCGCCGACCUCAAGAUGGCCAUCCGCGCAGCAGGCGAGCACAAACAGAGGAUUCAGGUUCACGUGGCUAUUGACGGCCUGCGCCUGCGCGAUGAUAAAACUGGGGAUUCUCUUUACCACCACCCGGUCCACAAGAUAUCAUUUAUCGCGCAAGACAUGACUGACUCCAGGGCGUUUGGAUAUAUAUUUGGUUCUCCGGACAUGGGUCACCGAUUUUUCGGUAUCAAGACAGAUAAAGCCGCUAGUCAAGUCGUAAUAGCAAUGAGGGAUCUGUUCCAAGUAGUUUUCGAGCUGAAGAAGAAAGAGGUGGAGAUGGCCAAGGAGCAGCUCGAAGGCAAAUCUGUUACUAACACUCUCGGCAGGCACAACAGUAUAGCUAGUGAAACUAAACCUAAGAGUCUAUCGUCGGUGGGUGAAACCACAGCAGCGACGGCGAAGGGUUCCGAAAGUGGGGCGGAAGGGGGGGUUGCGGAACUCGUUGAUCUUGAACAAGAGCUCUGCUCCUUGAGGAGGGGACUCACACAAGUGGAAGGACUGACGCCCUCCACGGAUCCCUUUGGCGACUCGUUUUUGGCUCCUUCGCCGAAGGGCCUCCUCCCUCCUCCACCGCCGGGCGCGACGAGUCGUGGCCGCAGUACUCCAGCCAGGACAACAUUCAGUCCAAACAAGCCUUCCGCGCUGUCUUUCGACUUGAGUGCAGUCGCCGGUGAUUUCGAACCCAAACCAUCUCCACUACCGCUAGUCGAAAACCUACCUGACCCACCUGUGACCCAGCCCGCAACGUCCACGACUUCGUCGAUCACUUACGACGUAUUCACCGAACUAGACCCUCUCGGCACCGGCCGGAGUAAACCUUACGUUGACAAAAAACUCUUCUUUCAGGAGCUCAAAAAUCCGCCAAAGAAAGUACUCAAAGACCUCGUACCGAGCACGCAUACGCUCCUAUCCGAUAUAGUGCCGGUGACCACCGAGGCCAAGAGCGACAGUUACGGCCCGACGACCACGAUGACGUCACUGACGCGGCACUCUGGCGGCUCGGUUGCCGUCGCAAAGUCAUCCCAACCGCCAAUGUAUACGGGGGGCUUUUUCAAUUCAGACCCGUUCGCGGAGACCGAUCCGUUCGAUAACACAGAUCCAUUUUCGGACACAUUCAAAGAAGAUCCGUUCACGGGCAUGUCCGAGUUUCCGAAGCCUGGUCUAUUGCGAAUGGAUGAUACGAAGCCGAAAUUGAGUAAAGGACUUACUUUGGAUAAACCUGAGAUCAGUCUCGAUAGUGGAAAAAACGCUUUCAACGGACCACUUCAAGUUACUCUACCGCCGGAACCAGCACCGAAGUCGCCUAGAAUGCAGAGACAGAUGACGGAUACGAGCACAAUACGGCAGCGUCCGCAGCCUAGUUCAAAGUUGAAUGCGGAAAGAAUUUCUCCACCCCCCUUGCCGCCGAAGAAUUUUGCAGAGAUUUACUUAUCACGUCCCUCAUCUCGCCCUACAUAUGACCUCGAGCAUGAGAGCGAGGAAACUUCAGAAUCCGGCCCUCCUCUACCGCGGCCUGCAAGGAAAAGAGAACCGUUGGCGGAGCGCAGCGUCAAGCCGCGGCAGUCGUCGGGCGCUGUGAGCGGCAGCAGCAGCGGGGACGAGUACCUGACGCCGGCGCCGCCGCCGCUGCCCGCCGCGCGCCGCUUCGACAUCACGCUCAGCCAGCUGCUCACCUGCACCAUGGACGAGCUGGCCGCCAGGUACCGCCCACCCCGCGCCGCUUCGACAUCACGCUCAGCCAGCUGCUCACCUGCACCAUGGACGAGCUGGCCGCCAGGUACCGCCCACCCCGCGCCGCUUCGACAUCACGCUCAGCCAGCUGCUCACCUGCACCAUGGACGAGCUGGCCGCCAGGUACCGCCCACCCCGCGCCGCUUCGACAUCACGCUCAGCCAGCUGCUCACCUGCACCAUGGACGAGCUGGCCGCCAGGUACCGCCCACCCCGCGCCGCUUCGACAUCACGCUCAGCCAGCUGCUCACCUGCACCAUGGACGAGCUGGCCGCCAGGUACCGCCCACCCCGCGCCGCUUCGACAUCACGCUCAGCCAGCUGCUCACCUGCACCAUGGACGAGCUGGCCGCCAGGUACCGCCCACCCCGCGCCGCUUCGACAUCACGCUCAGCCAGCUGCUCACCUGCACCAUGGACGAGCUGGCCGCCAGGUACCGCCCACCCCGCGCCGCUUCGACAUCACGCUCAGCCAGCUGCUCACCUGCACCAUGGACGAGCUGGCCGCCAGGUACCGCCCACCCCGCGCCGCUUCGACAUCACGCUCAGCCAGCUGCUCACCUGCACCAUGGACGAGCUGGCCGCCAGGUACCGCCCACCCCGCGCCGCUUCGACAUCACGCUCAGCCAGCUGCUCACCUGCACCAUGGACGAGCUGGCCGCCAGGUACCGCCCACCCCGCGCCGCUUCGACAUCACGCUCAGCCAGCUGCUCACCUGCACCAUGGACGAGCUGGCCGCCAGGUACCGCCCACCCCGCGCCGCUUCGACAUCACGCUCAGCCAGCUGCUCACCUGCACCAUGGACGAGCUGGCCGCCAGGUACCGCCCACCCCGCGCCGCUUCGACAUCACGCUCAGCCAGCUGCUCACCUGCACCAUGGACGAGCUGGCCGCCAGGUACCGCCCACCCCGCGCCGCUUCGACAUCACGCUCAGCCAGCUGCUCACCUGCACCAUGGACGAGCUGGCCGCCAGGUACCGCCCACCCCGCGCCGCUUCGACAUCACGCUCAGCCAGCUGCUCACCUGCACCAUGGACGAGCUGGCCGCCAGGUACCGCCCACCCCGCGCCGCUUCGACAUCACGCUCAGCCAGCUGCUCACCUGCACCAUGGACGAGCUGGCCGCCAGGUACCGCCCACCCCGCGCCGCUUCGACAUCACGCUCAGCCAGCUGCUCACCUGCACCAUGGACGAGCUGGCCGCCAGGUACCGCCCACCCCGCGCCGCUUCGACAUCACGCUCAGCCAGCUGCUCACCUGCACCAUGGACGAGCUGGCCGCCAGGUACCGCCCACCCCGCGCCGCUUCGACAUCACGCUCAGCCAGCUGCUCACCUGCACCAUGGACGAGCUGGCCGCCAGGUACCGCCCACCCCGCGCCGCUUCGACAUCACGCUCAGCCAGCUGCUCACCUGCACCAUGGACGAGCUGGCCGCCAGGUACCGCCCACCCCGCGCCGCUUCGACAUCACGCUCAGCCAGCUGCUCACCUGCACCAUGGACGAGCUGGCCGCCAGGUACCGCCCACCCCGCGCCGCUUCGACAUCACGCUCAGCCAGCUGCUCACCUGCACCAUGGACGAGCUGGCCGCCAGGUACCGCCCACCCCGCGCCGCUUCGACAUCACGCUCAGCCAGCUGCUCACCUGCACCAUGGACGAGCUGGCCGCCAGGUACCGCCCACCCCGCGCCGCUUCGACAUCACGCUCAGCCAGCUGCUCACCUGCACCAUGGACGAGCUGGCCGCCAGGUACCGCCCACCCCGCGCCGCUUCGACAUCACGCUCAGCCAGCUGCUCACCUGCACCAUGGACGAGCUGGCCGCCAGGUACCGCCCACCCCGCGCCGCUUCGACAUCACGCUCAGCCAGCUGCUCACCUGCACCAUGGACGAGCUGGCCGCCAGGUACCGCCCACCCCGCGCCGCUUCGACAUCACGCUCAGCCAGCUGCUCACCUGCACCAUGGACGAGCUGGCCGCCAGGUACCGCCCACCCCGCGCCGCUUCGACAUCACGCUCAGCCAGCUGCUCACCUGCACCAUGGACGAGCUGGCCGCCAGGUACCGCCCACCCCGCGCCGCUUCGACAUCACGCUCAGCCAGCUGCUCACCUGCACCAUGGACGAGCUGGCCGCCAGGUACCGCCCACCCCGCGCCGCUUCGACAUCACGCUCAGCCAGCUGCUCACCUGCACCAUGGACGAGCUGGCCGCCAGGUACCGCCCACCCCGCGCCGCUUCGACAUCACGCUCAGCCAGCUGCUCACCUGCACCAUGGACGAGCUGGCCGCCAGGUACCGCCCACCCCGCGCCGCUUCGACAUCACGCUCAGCCAGCUGCUCACCUGCACCAUGGACGAGCUGGCCGCCAGGUACCGCCCACCCCGCGCCGCUUCGACAUCACGCUCAGCCAGCUGCUCACCUGCACCAUGGACGAGCUGGCCGCCAGGUACCGCCCACCCCGCGCCGCUUCGACAUCACGCUCAGCCAGCUGCUCACCUGCACCAUGGACGAGCUGGCCGCCAGGUACCGCCCACCCCGCGCCGCUUCGACAUCACGCUCAGCCAGCUGCUCACCUGCACCAUGGACGAGCUGGCCGCCAGGUACCGCCCACCCCGCGCCGCUUCGACAUCACGCUCAGCCAGCUGCUCACCUGCACCAUGGACGAGCUGGCCGCCAGGUACCGCCCACCCCGCGCCGCUUCGACAUCACGCUCAGCCAGCUGCUCACCUGCACCAUGGACGAGCUGGCCGCCAGGUACCGCCCACCCCGCGCCGCUUCGACAUCACGCUCAGCCAGCUGCUCACCUGCACCAUGGACGAGCUGGCCGCCAGGUACCGCCCACCCCGCGCCGCUUCGACAUCACGCUCAGCCAGCUGCUCACCUGCACCAUGGACGAGCUGGCCGCCAGGUACCGCCCACCCCGCGCCGCUUCGACAUCACGCUCAGCCAGCUGCUCACCUGCACCAUGGACGAGCUGGCCGCCAGGUACCGCCCACCCCGCGCCGCUUCGACAUCACGCUCAGCCAGCUGCUCACCUGCACCAUGGACGAGCUGGCCGCCAGGUACCGCCCACCCCGCGCCGCUUCGACAUCACGCUCAGCCAGCUGCUCACCUGCACCAUGGACGAGCUGGCCGCCAGGUACCGCCCACCCCGCGCCGCUUCGACAUCACGCUCAGCCAGCUGCUCACCUGCAUCAUGGACGAGCUGGCCGCCAGGUACCGCCCACCCCGCGCCGCUUCGACAUCACGCUCAGCCAGCUGCUCACCUGCACCAUGGACGAGCUGGCCGCCAGGUACCGCCCACCCCGCGCCGCUUCGACAUCACGCUCAGCCAGCUGCUCACCUGCACCAUGGACGAGCUGGCCGCCAGGUACCGCCCACCCCGCGCCGCUUCGACAUCACGCUCAGCCAGCUGCUCACCUGCACCAUGGACGAGCUGGCCGCCAGGUACCGCCCACCCCGCGCCGCUUCGACAUCACGCUCAGCCAGCUGCUCACCUGCAUCAUGGACGAGCUGGCCGCCAGGUACCGCCCACCCCGCGCCGCUUCGACAUCACGCUCAGCCAGCUGCUCACCUGCACCAUGGACGAGCUGGCCGCCAGGUACCGCCCACCCCGCGCCUCUUCGACAUCACGCUCAGCCAGCUGCUCACCUGCACCAUGGACGAGCUGGCCGCCAGGUACCGCCCACCCCGCGCCGCUUCGACAUCACGCUCAGCCAGCUGCUCACCUGCACCAUGGACGAGCUGGCCGCCAGGUACCGCCCACCCCGCGCCGCUUCGACAUCACGCUCAGCCAGCUGCUCACCUGCACCAUGGAUGA